Nematostella vectensis (starlet sea anemone) is the source of this 2054-nucleotide messenger RNA. Its product is annotated as heparan-alpha-glucosaminide N-acetyltransferase. The coding region runs from base 110 to 1927 and encodes 605 amino acids. Lineage: Eukaryota; Metazoa; Cnidaria; Anthozoa; Actiniaria; Edwardsiidae. The transcript has 20 exons. The record is from RefSeq and is a predicted model, not a curated record.
UAGGUUACCAAAGGUCGUGGCCGCUGCUUGUUUUGCGAUUAUUCAGACGGCGCCCUUCUCUCUUCUGUCUCUAGUGAGUCUACUUCGUAUACCGCUUCAAAGCUGAGCAAUGGCUUCCUACAUUGUUAAUCUCUUGUUUGUGAUAAUUCUACAAUCAGUAGUAGCUACCUCGCGGUCCGCGGUGUUUGAUGGGAAGUUUCCUAUGGACACGGGCUUUGUGAACAUCACUUCCUCCCUUAACGGGCCAAUCAGCGUGCUAGGAAUAUCCACCAAUUGUUAUCAGUGCCCACUUCAGCUGAUGCAGGGCAGUUUCACUGGGAACACCUUCAGUCUGAUAAACACACAUUAUAGAUUUGUCAUCGUCAUCGAAAACUCCACUUCUCAUACUCAGCUUUGCAGGUUGGAUUAUCUGUUUGGCGAGAAGGGCUGGUACAAGUAUUCAAUAGACGUCGUUAAUGACAAGGUCACGUGCCAUCUAAGCGUUACUAAGCAACCAAAAAAUCCGUACUGGCCGUUAUUGUGGGCUCUGUGUGCAUAUGUGGCCCUUACUCUGCUAUGCUUAAUAUGGUGCAAACUGCUCAAAGAGAGAUGCCAAAUGAUAUUCUAUGGGGGAUCACACGACAUUACUAUGGAUGGUUCUUACAUGCCACAAACUUCACCUGUUGAAAUAUCGAUGGAGGGCAACGUGACUGCUGAAAACAUCUCUCCCACAUCUUUACACCCACCAUCGGAAUUCGCGAAACUCCCAAAGGAAAAGAGGAGACUACGCUCACUCGACACGUUCCGGGGGAUUGCUAUCACUCUGAUGAUCUUCGUGAAUUUUGGCGGAGGAGGGUAUUAUUUCUUUGGGCACGCAGCCUGGAAUGGACUUCUCGUUGCAGACCUGGUAUUUCCUUGGUUCAUCUGGAUCAUGGGCGUGUCAAUCACCUUGUCAUUCAAGUCACUCAAACGUCGCAAAGUGAAGAAGUGGAAGAUCUGCCUCAAAGUCAUUCGUCGCAGUCUCAUCUUGUUCGGUCUCGGGCUGUUUACCAGCAACUUCAAUGACCUAGAGACCUAUCGAAUCCCUGGUGUGCUCCAGCGCUUUGCCGCGUGUUACAUCGUCAUUGCCCUUAUGCAACUUUUCCUCGGGCCCUCGGAGGAGCAAACGCAGAAGAAAUGGUGGGACCCUAUUCGUGACGUGGUCUCCAUUUGGAAGCAGUGGCUGGCAAUGCUCUUGUUGUUGGCGAUCUACGUCACGGUGACGUAUGCUGUCAAGCUUGAUGGAUGUCCACGUGGCUAUACUGGUCCGGGUGGAAUCGGCCGAGGAUACCCCGAGGCGUUUAACUGUACCGGAGGUGUGGCGAACUACAUCGAUCGCAAGUUCUUCGGAAAACACAUCUACCAAUGGCCAACUGUCAAGCAAUUGUACAAGACAAAGCUCCCCCACGAGCCCGAGGGAUUUCUCGGAACGCUGACAUCAAUUUUCCUGGUGUUUCUAGGAGUACAGGCCGGGCGUAUACUCCACACAUAUCGCAAAAGUACGGAGCGGAUCACACGAUGGCUAGCUUGGGGAGUUUUCCUGGGAUUAAUCGGUGUUGGACUUUGCAAGGCAUCAGAGAACGAGGGAGUUGUGCCGAUCAACAAGAACCUGUGGUCCGUGUCUUUUAUCCUGGUGACUGGCUCCAGCUCGUUUUUUCUUCUUACUUUUUGUUACAUUUUCACGGAUUCUCUCGGAUGGUGGAAUGGUGCACCAUUUUUCUACCCCGGAAUGAAUUCCAUUCUGCUGUACGUUGGCCACGGUAUAUUGUACAACAACUUUCCAUUCAGCUGGAAGAUGGACAAGUAUGGGACGCACUCGGAGAAGCUCGCCAUGAAUCUACUAGGUACUUCGCUUUGGGUUCUUAUUUCCUACUAUUUGUACAGAAAGAAGACGUUCCUCAAGAUUUAGAAGGUUCUAAGAUAACCCAACGAUAGAUAUAUCCCCAGUUAUGUAAGCCCCCGCAUAUAAUAUAUUCCAUAUGAUUCAUUGUGCAGGCCCGUAGCCAGGAUUUUGAGCGGCGGGGGGGGGGGGGGGG